Molecule: messenger RNA, 1398 nt
Organism: Microthlaspi erraticum
Lineage: Eukaryota; Viridiplantae; Streptophyta; Magnoliopsida; Brassicales; Brassicaceae
Source: the annotation of a GenBank genome assembly
AUGGAAUCUUGUAUCCAAGAACUUCAUUUCUCUAACCUCCAUAUCCCAGUAACCAUCAACCACAAGUUUCGUGUUCAUCCAUCAAGUCCAACACCUGCAGAUCAAUCUCCUCACCAUACUCUCUAUCUAUCAAACCUAGAUGAUUUGAUCGGAGCCCGUGUUUUCACUCCCUCCGUCUAUUUCUAUCGAUCAACCAACAAUCAACCCAAAAAUGGAGAAUCUUUGGUACUGAAACGGCUUCAAGAUGCUCUUACUGAGGUGUUAGUUCCAUAUUACCCACUCUCCGGUAGACUAAGGGAAGUGGGAAAUGGUAAAUUACAAGUUUUCUUUGGAGAAGAGCAAGGUGCUUUGAUGGUUUCGGCUAAUUCUUUAAUGGCUUUAGCUGAUCUCGGAGAUCUUACAGUGCCAAACCCAGCUUGGUUACCACUAAUCUUUCAGCACCCAGGAGAAGAAGCGUACAAAAUCCUAGAAAUGCCGUUGCUUAUUGCACAAGUAACGUUUUUCACCUGUGGAGGAUUUAGCCUUGGGAUCAGACUCUGCCAUUGCAUGUGCGAUGGUUUUGGAGCUAUGCAGUUUCUUGCCUCGUGGGCUGCUACUGCGAAAGCCGGAAAACUGAUUGCAGAUCCUGAGCCGGUUUGGGAUAGAGAGGCUUUCAAACCAAGAAACCCUCCGAUGGUGAAAUACCAACAUCUUGAGUAUCUUCCAAUUGAAGAAAGAUCGAACCUGACGAACUCUUUGUGGGAGACGAAGCCAUUGCAGAAGUGUUACAGGAUAAGCAAAGAGUUUCAGUGUCGGGUUAAAAACAUUGCGCAAAAACAAGACUCGAGCUUAGUUUGCAGCACUUUUGAUGCAAUGGCUGCACAUAUAUGGAGAUCAUGGGUCAAAGCACUUGAUGUGAAGCCAUUGGACUACAAUCUCAGGCUCACGUUUUCGGUUAACGUAAGAACAAAACUCGAAACCUUAAAGCUGAGAAAAGGGUUUUACGGCAAUGUGGUGUGUUUGGCUUGCGCCAUGAGCACUGUCGAUAGUCUUAUGAACGACUCUGUUUCCAUGACAACGCGGUUGGUUAAAGAGGCAAGAUUAAGAGUUACAGAGGACUAUUUGCGGUCCACUGUAGAUUACAUGGAGGUAAAGAGGCCAAAGAAGUUAGAAUUUGGUGGGAAGCUAAUGAUAACGCAAUGGACCCGGUUUGAUAUGUACGAGACUGCAGAUUUUGGAUGGGGUAAACCGGUUUAUGCAGGACCGAUUGACUUGAGACCUACGCCACAGGUUUGUGUACUGUUGCCUCAGGGAGGAGCUGAAUCUGGUGGCGACCAAAGCAUGCUGGUUUGCCUUUGCUUGCCUCCUGCUGCUGUUCAUAAGUUCACUCGGAUUCUAUCUUUAAAUGAUUGCACAUGA